Colius striatus (speckled mousebird) is the source of this 5613-nucleotide messenger RNA. It is a transcript of the gene NUP50, whose product is annotated as nucleoporin 50. The transcript has 8 exons. The record is from RefSeq and is a predicted model, not a curated record. Gene Ontology annotation, biological process: protein import into nucleus. Gene Ontology annotation, cellular component: nuclear pore. Bases 378 to 1787 code for a protein of 469 amino acids. Lineage: Eukaryota; Metazoa; Chordata; Aves; Coliiformes; Coliidae.
UGCCGUGGCUUGCUCUCUCCCCCCCCUUCCCCGGCGCUGGCCGCGGGAGAACAGUGGCGCAUGCGCGGUGCCGGCGGCCGGAGGGGACGCAGCCGGACGGUACUGCUGCUUGUUUAAAACAAUUUCUUCCCCGUCUUUUGGAAGGGACGAGAGGGCGGCCCCUGACGUCGGGUUGAGCGACGUCGGCGGGCGGCAGACGGACAGAGGACCCGGCCGGGGAUGGUGAGCGGGGCUCUGGGCCCGGGAAGCCUGCGAAGAGACUCCGCCUCCUGCCCGCCGCAGCCCCGGCCUUGCAGCCCGGCGCCGCAGGGAAGAGCUGCCCGGACGACCCCGCAGCUCCGCGCCCAGGAGGAGACACCCCGCGAGGGUGUGGAAAAAUGGCAAAGCGAAUUGCAGAAAAGGAACUGACCGACAGAAACUGGGAUCAGGAGGAUGAAGCUGAGGAGGUGGGAACAUUCUCAGUAGCCAGUGAAGAAGUCUUGAAGAACAGAGCUAUUAAAAAGGCAAAGCGCCGAAAUGUUGGAUCAGAGUCUGAAAGUGGGGGAGCUUUUAAAGGGUUUAAAGGCUUUAUAUUGCCUUCUGGAAAAGGAGGAGGUGGUUUCAGCGGAUUUGGUAAUGGUGCAGCAAUAAAGCCUUUAGAAGGGCUGUCUAAUGGAAGCAGUAGCAUCUCUAGCACUCCUACUUUCAGCAGUUUAACGACCACCUCUGAAACACAAUCAGCAUUUGGAUCCACGGUGUCAAAUGGUCCUACUACUACUGCAUUUACUGAGAAAAAGGCUGCAAGCCCAAAAGCUAAUGGGGGAAGUCAACCAUCCUCAUCUGGCUAUGCGCAGAGUAAAGUUUGUAGCUCUAGUGUUUACCACAAACAGUUAGCAGCUUUAAACUGUUCAGUGCGUGACUGGAUAGUUAAGCAUGUAAACACAAACCCACUAUGUGACCUGACACCCAUCUUCAGAGACUAUGAGAAGUAUUUAGCAAAUAUUGAGCAGCAACACGGAAGCAGUAGCGAUAGUGGCUCUGAAAACGAUGGCAACAAGACACCAGGCUCUCAAUCUGUUUCUGCGUUUGGGAGCUCAAAGCUACAGCAAGGCUCAAUGUUUUUGUUUAACACCAAAACUGAGGAUACCUCGGACAAGAAAUCUGAAACUGCGUUGGAAAAAAAAGACCAUUCAUUAGGAGCUACAUCAACCGUCUCAUUUAAUUUUGGCAAGAGCGUCGACAGUUCUGUUUUGGGUUCCCUUGGUUCAGGAACACUUAGUAGUUUCUCCUUUUCUCCUGGGAAUUCAGGUCUGUUUGGAAAAGACACAAACCAGGCUAAAUCUGUCACUGCAGCGUCCACCAAUAUAUUGGAAGCUCAGACAGAAAGCGUCAGUAAUGACGAUAAAGGAGGAGAAGAGGAAGAUGAAGAGCCACCAAAAGUCAUUGUUAAUGAAAUAAAAGAGGAAGAUGCUUUCUACUCAAAGAAGUGUAAACUGUUCUACAAAAAGGAUAAUGAAUUUAAAGAAAAAGGUGUAGGAACUUUACACUUAAAACCCGCAGGAAAUGAAAAAACUCAACUCCUAGUCCGAGCGGAUACCAAUUUAGGAAACAUACUGUUGAAUGUUCUAAUUCCACCUAAGAUGCCAUGCACAAGAACCGGAAAAAACAAUGUUCUUAUAGUUUGUGUUCCUAACCCACCGAUCGAUGACAAGAAUCCCACUGUUCCUGUCACUAUGUUAAUAAGGGUGAAAACGAGCGAGGAUGCAGAUGAGUUGCACAAGAUUUUACUGGAGAAAAAGGAGGCUUAAAUAAAUUGCAGUCGGUGAUUUGAGGAAUUAUUGCCAAACUGCUGCUGCUCUUUUUUUUUCUUCCAUAACUUCACUUGAAUGCUUAACUCUUUACUCUGUUAAGAACUGUUGUAGGAAUUAUGGAGAAAUUCUGUGAGGCAAAGCUAAAAUAGGUAAUAAAAGCUUUAACAGAACACAGAUGUUGCACCAUGCUCCCUCAGUUUUCAAUAUCCUAAACACGGGACCUCUUCUGGAUUAAGCACAUUGAUUUAAAUCAAAGCAUAUGUUUUUAACGCCAGUCAAUGCGACUGAAGGGACUGAAACCAGACAACAAAAAUGUGGUGUACCAGAGCUUCCUCACAGACUGCAGUGCAAUGCAAGAACCUCUUGUUUCGAGCAAGUGGGAUGUUGAAGUUUUAACUAUUGGAAAUGUUUCUAGAUUGCAGAUUUUAAAUUGGCCUGUCAUAUUCUGGACAGACUUUAAUUUUUCAGACUCGUUGACAACAAUCUGCCCCAGCAACAACAAUAUUCUGUAUUGUACUGUGUUUGAACUCUUACAGACUCCUGUGCUUUUGGGACUUGGAGACUACAUCUCCUAUAAGAAAACUUGCUUGCAUAGUCUUGUUGACAAUAGUGUUUCUUAAAGAAGAACUAUCAGUCCUGUUCUUACUGUAGCAUCAAGCUAAUGACGUGCAAUAGUACAAGCAGACAACUGGAAGACUGUUCAUCUUGGACCACAGCCACAGCUGAGUCGCUGACUUGUACCAAGUCAGAGGCAAAGGGUUGAGCUUCCACUAUGGUGCCUCUGAGGUAUCUUCCCCAAGCCCUUGGGCUAAAACUGAAACUCAGCAGAGGCAGAGUUGUAAAUGUUGUACUUGUCUUGCUACUAGUACAUUUUUGAAGAUGUCUCUCUUCACAAAGAACUGUCGGGAUUUUUAUAGAACUUCAUAUUACCAUUACCAAGAAUCCAUGUGUAAGCAUGUUGUGUGUGUGUGUGUGAGUAAUUAUUUUUCCCAUGUGCUGAAACUAUCAUGCUUCACUGCAUUACAUGAAGUGAAGCAGGAAUGUGCAGCCCUAGGACAAGCUUUUUAUUGCAAGCAGGGAGCACUGGAUUAAUCUAGAACUUAGUUUUCAGCUGUGUUAAUUUUAACCCUGUGGCAAUAAUUGGUGGAUCAGGAUAUCAUUCUGUUCUCAAUUUCUAUCUCAACUUUAUCAGACCUUCUUUAGUUGUUUAACCCUUUUUUGGAUCUUGUUUGCUGGAAAUCCUGUAUCAGUUGUUCUGCUUUGCUUCCAGCUCUGGAAACUACCCUAGAGCUAGAUGCUAAUGCUAAACUUGAACGGCUCUGAUCUGUCACACGGGCUACUUUUAGGGAGGUGGAAGAAACGUGCCAACCUGCCUCUGACUAAUACAGCACAGGCAGAGAAAAAAACCCAGUUGUUUGAAAAAGCAGCAUGAUCCAAGGGGGCCUGGAAGUCCCCAGUAGUGGCAUCCUAUGGGUAAGGAAAAAGGAGCAGCACCAUUUGAUUGGGUGCAGCACAUCUUGCCUUCUCCCUGCCUUGAGUCCUCAUUCACUGCACAAAUCAGGUUAUCGCCUUUCUUUUCCCCUCUUAACUAAAAGGAGGAAAAAACUUCACAGGAUCUGUAGCCCCCUUGACUAAAAACAGAAGCCUUUACUCACAUUUCAGCUACACUGAGGUUACAGGAAUCACAUUUGUAACGUUCAGGUAUAAAGGGAGCUCAGAUAAGAUUUAAAUCUAUUUUAAAUACAAACUGGUGCCUUUUUUUUUUUCUUUGCAUGUGGUUCAGUACUUGACUAUAAGGAGUAAGUGACAUUACUUUCCUCACAAUGCUGUGCUGCUUAAACAAAAUCCUGCCGCUGUCUACUGGAGGCCAAAAGCUGCAGGCUUCCAUAUUAAUUUUGUACAAGGGGAAAGCAGAACAUGGCCUGAAGCUUUAUUACAGGCUCAGGUUUCGUGUCCAAGGGCUCACUGAAUUUUGCAUUUGUCUUUUGGCUGUAGUGUCUUAAGCAGGUCUCAGCGCAGGAAGGUUUGUUUAUAGGUGAUAAGUAGCGCUGGGUGCCACAGGCACCUUCCUUAUGUGGCCCUUGCCACCAGCAGCUCUCUACAGAGCCUAGGGGUAGUCUGGGGCUGGCAUUUGGUUACCUCCAAAAACUCAUGGAUGAAAUAUGGACCAAUUAACUGAGACACAAACUGAACUCCCUCUGCAUCCUUAUGAUUUGCCUCUGAAAUGAGGCAGCCUUAGGGUUUGGCUUGCAAGCACGCAUUUGUCCCACGUGUAAAGCUGGGAAACAGAAUGGUUCCUGUCAUGCUCUCAAGGGUGAGCAGAGAGUAAAGAAAAAAAAUAGCAGAAUAAUAAUUAAAUGAGCUGGAAAAUUAAAACUUAAAAUAUCCAUGGUAGCAAGUCAUACCUUCUGUUAGCUGUGGGAAAGAUUCACUGAGAUGAGACAACUUGAUUCUCUAGCAAUGUCUGGGUUUAUCGGUAAAGCCAGGGGAAGGUAUAAGUUUGGAAUAUCGUGUGAAUUAGAACAUAAAAUGCUUACAACUGUAUGUUUAUGCAUACUUUUAAUGUGGGAAAAGUUGCCACUAAAAGAAUAAGGAAGAUUGUUACUGCAAAUUAGAGAUUUAAAUAAUUUAUCAUUCAGAGUGACCGUGCAAGUAUCUGAACUACGAAGCGGGAAAAGUCAGUUAUAUGCUUUUCACUUGGUGUUCAGUUAUAAAGCACAACCCUUCUCUUGGUACUGUUAUUAAACUUUUGAUGAUGUUUCAGUUUCUAGGUAAGAGAUACUAAGAUACAUAAAUACUGUAAAAAGAUUAUGUAGAAACAAAGGCAUAAAAUGACUUAAAAGUUAGUGGAGAGCUUAGAAAUCAAAAUAGUAAUGCUUUAUAACAAAGUGGCACGUGCUGCUACUCAAGGAAGGAAUUUUGAUCAGAAUCCCAUUUCUAAUGAGGCAUUCCUCUAUCUUGAUAGAUACUUAAUAUACUGAACAGCUGGAUAUCAGAUACCUGAUGUUAAAGAUGCAAGCUUCUUCCCUAAUUAGAGUUAAUGCCAUCACCGUUUCAGCUGUACAUAGGUGUUGGAAUGUCUUAUGGAUCACACAUUCUUCCUUCUGCUGUAAUUUUGAAGUUUCAGCUGCUUAGAAAUUGUUCUCUCUCACUUCCCCAAAAUAGAAAAUCAAAACUCCUUCUUUAAGUUAUCACAAUCAUCUGUAAAGGGAGAUUAUUGCAGUUGGUUUGAAUUCUGUUUUACAAUACUAAACUGCUACAUGCAGAGUUUUGCUUUCUAUUUGGUAAUCAAGUUCUGUAUUUGGGAGCAUAACAGCAUGUUCCUGCAAUCCCUUUUGGCUGAUGGAUGUGAAUGUUUUAAGUUUACAGUUUGAAUGAACAUGUUAUAGAAAUUAAAUCAAUUAGAAGGUACACUUUAGUGUUAAGAACUUCAGCUCCCUUUGCAGCACAGUAACAUUUAAAAUGUCCUUAACGACUUUAUUUCUGAUGCCUUAACUUAUUUGCAUUUGCUAAAAUUUUGUAGCUGGUGCCUGUGUGCAGAAAUUAACUGACAUUAAAAGAAUUUCAAGUGGCAUGAGCUAGUACAAUGAAAAUGCUGAAUGUGAUGAUUUGUUAAUAGAUUUCAAACUGUGCUGAAUUUUUCAGUGGAAACGGAAGUUUCGCAUAAUUUGUCAUGUAACAAUGUUUUCAGUAGUUCUAAUACAUUGAGGAAGUGUACAAAAAUCCAUGGAAAAUGUGAAUAAAUUAAUGGGGAGAGAAGCAUCUCGUCUGUAUCCCUUUCACUUUGUGUAACACUGUACUAAUAAAAUGGAUUUUACAAUUA